Molecule: messenger RNA, 1083 nt
Organism: Xylona heveae TC161
Lineage: Eukaryota; Fungi; Ascomycota; Xylonomycetes; Xylonales; Xylonaceae
Product: translation initiation factor 3, RNA-binding subunit
Exons: 4
Coding region: 108-971 (287 amino acids)
Cellular component (GO): cytoplasm; eukaryotic translation initiation factor 3 complex
Molecular function (GO): RNA binding; translation initiation factor activity
Source: RefSeq, a predicted model, not a curated record
AAUAUCACACACAAUAAUUCGCCCCUUGGCAAGCCAUCGAUUCGUUUCGCGAUCGUGUCAUUUAUCCAUCCAAGAACUGGCACCCAUAAUCGCUGCUCGGAUCAAAGAUGUCCAAAAAUAUAAACCGGGCCGACUGGGCCGACGAUGAAGAAUUCGACGAUCCCUCUGUUCUCCCUCCCCAGCAGAUCACGACGAAUAAGGAUGGCACGAAGACUAUCGUAACCUACCGAUACAACGACGAUGGCAAAAAGGUUAAGACAACUCGCCGCAUUAAGACUGUAGUCAUUAAGGAGAGAGUCAAUCCCCGGGUCGCCGAGCGAAAAGGCUGGGCCAAAUUUGGCCUCGAAAAGGGCCAUGCCGCAGGCCCUUCGCUGGAUACCACUAGUGUCGGCGAGAACAUUAUUUUCCGUCCUAGCAUCAACUGGAAGGCGAACGCCAAGGAGGAGAAAUUGGAUAAGAACAGUGUGAAGGAGCAACUCAAGGACAAGAAGGUCAAGUGUCGUAUUUGCAGCGGAGACCAUUUCACAGCUCGAUGCCCAUUCAAGGACACUAUGGCUCCAAUGGACGAAGCUGGUGGCGCUGGCGACUUGGGAAGUGGAGGUGAAGGUCCUGAGCCCGCAGGAGGCUUGUCAGGUGCUGGCGGGAGCUAUGUUCCGCCGCACCUGCGAAGAGGAGGUGCAGCUACCGGAGACCGUAUGGGCGGCAAGUUUGAGAGAGACGACCUUGCCACUCUACGUGUUACCAAUGUCAGCGAGUUUGCCGAAGAGCAAGAGCUGCGAGACAUGUUCGAGAGAUUCGGUCGCGUCACAAGAGUGUUCUUGGCCAAAGACCGGGAAACCGGACGGGCCAAGGGCUUUGCGUUCAUCAGCUUUGCGGACCGCACAGAUGCUGCAAGAGCUUGCGAGAAGAUGGAUGGCUUUGGUUAUGGUCACCUUAUCCUCCGUGUCGAAUUUGCGAAGAGAUCGCAGUAAAAUCGUCUCGGCUUGUUAGGAUCUUUCAUCUUAUCGUGCAUUCGGGCUUUCUUUGGUGGAGUUUAUGACCCAUUUGUAGCUUAAAAAUGUAAGCAUGAUUUGUACACUCUCG